Molecule: messenger RNA, 947 nt
Organism: Entelurus aequoreus (snake pipefish)
Lineage: Eukaryota; Metazoa; Chordata; Actinopteri; Syngnathiformes; Syngnathidae
Exons: 4
Coding region: 241-444 (67 amino acids)
Biological process (GO): regulation of gene expression; intrinsic apoptotic signaling pathway in response to DNA damage
Molecular function (GO): zinc ion binding
Source: RefSeq, a predicted model, not a curated record
UUUUAGUGUAUAAACAAUGAUAACUUGACUGUCUGGUCUUUUUCUUCUGUAUAAUUUCAUAAAUCUCACAGUUGUCUUUUCCUGUGACAUGCCACUCACCACAUCCUGGCUGUGGUUUCAGAUGGUAAACUGACAACUACUUUUUUCCACACAUGUAGACGGUAGACAUACACUUUUCUCAUUACAUUCGCCACAUACACAUGUUACACUAGACUUGACGAUCAAUAAUCACAAACCGCCAUGGUAAGCUACUGUCCAAUAUGUGGGAAGCCUGUCUAUUUUGGUGAGAAGAAGAGGUCUUUGGGACGAGAUUACCAUCCUCUGUGUCUGAAGUGUCAAAACUGCAACCGACAACUCACAGCUGGACAACAUGCUGAGUAUGAUGAGAAGCCAUUCUGUUCACACUGCUACCUGAAGAUGUUUGGUCCCAGAGGUAACAGGUGAGGACCAGAACCUGCCUGAAACCAACUCUAGAACUCCUUGACUGACAUUAUACAUUUACCAAAGCACUCAACGUUUGUGUGCACUGUAUUGACAUAUUUUAUACAGUUUGCAAAUUAUAAAAAUUGAUAAUUUUCAACUACAUUUAAUACAUGUAUGUUUAGAUGUAUAAAUGUGAUUUUGGUAUGGAUCAUUCUUAAACAAAGCAAUAAAUAGUAUGAAUGCAUUUGCAGUUUAGGAAAUUAGUUGAUCUACCACAUUUCCAGAGAGCUAAGGACCGGGGUGCCAAACUUUUCCCUUCACUAUUAUUCUUAUUUUGUAUAUUCCUGAGAACCAGCGUCCUCUACAGUAGACAUUUGAUUUUAAUCUAUUUAUUUUGUCAGAGUCACAGGAGGGUUCUGCUGUUUUUAAGGACCUUUUGCAAAAAUGUGAGUUUUUUAACUGAACUCGAAUAGCCCAAAUGAUAAAAAAAAAAAAAAGAGGGCCUAAAAUGGAACCUUGAGGAA